Messenger RNA from Pocillopora verrucosa, 1987 nucleotides. RefSeq lists its product as uncharacterized. NCBI's taxonomy places the organism in Eukaryota, Metazoa, Cnidaria, Anthozoa, Scleractinia, Pocilloporidae. Gene Ontology annotation, molecular function: protein binding. Gene Ontology annotation, biological process: signal transduction. The record is from RefSeq and is a predicted model, not a curated record. Gene Ontology annotation, cellular component: plasma membrane.
AUGGCUGAAGGAGGCUCGGAGAGUGUAGAUAUUUCACUUUCUAUGGGCAUAGUCCGAAAAAGAGUUCAAGGAAACUGUUUUGUGACCAUUGGGGGUGCAUCGAUCAUAAAAUACCCUUCGUCGCAAAAGGAAAGUCCGCCAGACCCUAGUCAGAACGCCGCGUCGGUCGAACAAAAAAACUACAAAACAGUGGUAGUUACAACCAGUGAAGUAGUUUCUAAAGCGGAUUUAACCUCCAGCACACCUUGGAGGGUAGAAUUCCUACCCGACAAGUGGUAUAAACGCAACACUGAAAAAUUCAGCCUUGUCGGUGUCGAGUUCAUGGAAAUGCAGCAUCUUUCUAAUGAAGCGUCAAGUCUCAUGUUAUUUCCGACAGAAUCAUUGCACAAGGAAACGUGGUUUCCACAAUUCAUAUCCGGAAAUGAUUGGGCAUCAAAUCGAUCCCAAUCAUGCUAUCAGGCACAAAGAAAAACGAAGGUAAAAGACACCAAGAUCGAGCUCAUUUGCCAUGUCUUGGUGGCAAAUGACGCGACAGGGAAGUUUCACGUCGCAUGUUACGUCCUCUCUGCAGACAAACGUGGCUCGUACUAUCUACACCCCCACGGCAACAAAGCUAAACUAAAAAAGUUAGACGACUUCCAGCCAACAGAGAGACCGAAAGGCUCAGUCAUCCUAAACGAAGACGGAUACGUCGUUGGAUUUCUUGCGUUUAGUGAUACUGAUGAGAUCCAUCCAUUGUUUUUACCUGAUUACCUCCAAGAUAACGACGUUCCAAGACAGGCCUUAUCGACUGAGGCUACCCAUAACCCUGAGGACCAUAACCAAAACAAAACCGACAAGAAUCUCAUGUUACAAGUCACCAUAAGAAAUAAACAGAUUGUUGGAAGUCAAAAUGAACCACAGGAGAUGUCUUACACAUCACACAACAGAGAUUUACUCAAGAAGUCUUUAAGUGAGCAGUUGACACCCAGGGCACGAAGGAGGCUCUUUCACUGCCAAAGUGUGUUGGAGCCGAUUCCUCUCAACGAAGAAACAUUGGUUGGAAAAACCAUAUUAGAGGGUCACGUCUUCAUAAAAGACAAACUCUCCUAUUUCUUGGAUACAUCUUUUAAGCGUGUUCAAAACUGGAGGUACUUGGCUGAGCUUAAUGGAGUUUCCACUGACCAGUCACAGGAGCGCCUCUCUAAGUCUGAAGCACUAUUUGAGGUGGUAGUGUCGCGCAAUCCAAACCUCUUGAUUGGUGAUGUGAAAGCCCUCCUAAGCAAUCUGAAAAUGAUUGAAGUGAGGAGUUACUUAAACAGUCAUGAUGAUAAAAUCAAGAUUAAAGACUUUUUACAAAGUGAGGAUCCAAUCAUCCUAAGUGAAGUUUUCCUCAAGCUUGACCAUCAACCAGACAGCAAAUGGCAAAGUUUGGGACUCAAGCUGGGUAUGGAGCAUGACGACCUACAGCAAAUAAAGAUUGAUUGUGCAAAUCAGAACGAAAAUCCAGCCCAUGGGCUAAUAGAGUACAUUUAUCGCAGAGACCCAACAAUGACCAUGGCCAUAUUCAAGAAACAUUUGACAAAUAUUCAAAGAAAUGAUGUGGAGUAUAAACUGGACAGCAUGAAAGAUACAUUGACGAUUAAGGAUUUGUUCGAUGAUUUGGAUUUGAUGCGAGUGAUAACAAGCAUGCUGAAUGGGCCUGAUGAUUCACCCAUUAAGAACUACAAGUAUCUAGCUAGUGAAUGUCAGGUAUCCAGCGAUUUGUACCAGAGCCUUCAGCCACCCUGUCCAGAAAGCCCCACUGCAUUAGUGCUGGAGGAGAUCGUAAGUCAAAGACCAACUUUUACCAUGGAGCAGCUCCUGGCGAAUUUGCGCGACAUGGAACGCGUAGACGCCAUUCAGGGCAUUUCCUCCUAUUUUGUGGAGGAGGAUAUACUAGCAAUGAAGAGAAAACUACGGAUUGGUUAUGAGUAAUAUGUCUCAGCCAGCCAUGCAGGUAUCCUGA